AUGAAUGUGAAUAUGGGUAUUCCAAUUGAUCGAUUUGUAAAUCCAGUUGAUGAAAAUCUAAUCUGUGGUAUUUGUCAUGGUGUAUUUAUUAUACCUGUAGUAACAGAAUGUGGUCAUACAUUUUGUGCUAAUUGUUUAAAAAUAUGGUUAAAUUCAAAAUUGGAACAUUUAAAUCAUUUAACAAUAAGUGAUAAUGAACGAACACGUUUUCAAUUUACAUGUCCAACUUGUCGAACAAAAUUAAAUGUUAAUAAUUCACAACAAAAUAAUUCUAUAAAUUCAGUCGUAACUACAACAAACAAUAUAAAUAAUCAUAUUAAUAAUUAUUGUUUUCAUGAUAAACCAAAUAUUAAUUUAUUAUCAAUAGCUAGACCAGUACUUGCAUUAAAGAAUUUUUUAAAUUCUUUACAAAUUUAUUGUGAAUAUGCUAAACGUGGAUGUACUACUAUUGGCAGUGUAGAAUUAAUACAUUUUGGUAAUCAUCGACAUGUAUGCGCUUAUGUACCAGUUGAUUGUGCUGGUUGUGGUAGAACAUUAAAUAGAAUUGAAUUAGCCGCUCAUCAAUUAGGUUGUUUUGGUAUACAGGCCGAACUAGGUGAAAUACACCGGGAAAAUAUUAAACUAUCACAAGAAGUACAAUCAACAGUUGAUGUUGGUAUUCAAACUUUAACAUGUUCCUUAGAAGAAGAAGAAGAAGAAGAAGAAGAACUGAUUCGUCAAAGAAAUUGUACACAUUUAACACAAUCCAAAGAGAUAACAACAAAUUUAUGCAGUUCUAGUGUUCAAACAUAUGAUGAAAAUUUAAAAAGUACAUGUGAUUUUCAAGUUCAAACAGACUUCAAUCAGAAUUUCUCUUCGAUAAAAAUUGAUCAACACUAUAAUAACAGAAGUUUACAACUUUUAAAUGUUAGUUUAAUUAAACUUGUUCAUGCACUACGUGUGGAAUUAGACUCAGCUCAAAAUGAAUUAUAUAUGAGAAAUGGGAAAUAA
Messenger RNA from Schistosoma guineensis, 990 nucleotides. The record is from the annotation of a GenBank genome assembly. Lineage: Eukaryota; Metazoa; Platyhelminthes; Trematoda; Strigeidida; Schistosomatidae.